Notolabrus celidotus (New Zealand spotty) is the source of this 1228-nucleotide messenger RNA. RefSeq names its product stonustoxin subunit beta-like. Gene Ontology annotation, molecular function: protein binding. The transcript has 5 exons. The record is from RefSeq and is a predicted model, not a curated record. The coding region runs from base 122 to 832 and encodes 236 amino acids. NCBI's taxonomy places the organism in Eukaryota, Metazoa, Chordata, Actinopteri, Labriformes, Labridae.
UAUAAGAGAGGCCUUAAGGAGUCUCUCGGUGGGGACUCAUCAUACAGAGAUCAUACCUAGAAAGGCCAGUGACCUCAGACUAAGACAGACCACUGGAGCAGCUAAGACAGACGGAAUCAAGAUGCCCACCACCAACAGAAUCAUAUCUGACACCAGGAAGACAGACAAAGGAAAAAAAUCAAAAGCUGAAAACACAGAGAAGAUCCCAGCAUAUGAGCCUGAUAUCCCUGAACCAACAUGCAGAGCUGAACUCAUCAAACACUGGUUUGACCUCUCACUGGAUGAUAAAACAGCCAAUAAGAUGCUUUGGAUCACAGAGGGUGGGGCUAAGGUGGCCAGAAUGACAGAUAAAGUCACCUGCCCUGUCUUGGACAGACCAGAGCGGUAUGAAUAUGCUCCACAGGUUCUCUGCAAUGAGGGCAUCUUGGGCUUCAGAGGCUACUGGGAGGUGGACUUCUCGGGAUGGGUGGUGAUUGGGGUUGUGUACGAGCGUGCAGGGAGGAGGAACAACCAAGGACCAUGUGGCCUGGGGGAAAACGAGCAGUCCUGGGGUUUCGGCUGGAGCGGUUCAAGCUACCAUUCAUGGCACAACAGCCAAAGUAUAGAGAUCACAGAUAUCCCCAAAUGCUCCAGAAUUGGUGUUUACCUCGACCAGCCUGCUGGUGUCCUCAAUUUCUACGCUGUGGAGGAGGGGAAAGAGGGAGAGGAGAGCACAGGGGGGAAGGAGGUGAAACUUUUGCAUCAGAUUAAAAGCACCUUUACGGAGAAGAUGAUACCAGGGUUUUGGGUGGGGACACAGUCACACUGUUUUCUUGUAAAGACAGAGGAAUAAAGUCUGAUUAUAAUAGUGUAUUAAAGGUGAAACCAUAUUUUUGUUUUGUAGUAAAACAUAUUACUCAGACAGCUUUAAACUCAAGAUGAAUGGACAACAGCAACAUGUCAUCGAAACACUAUCAUAAUGAAGGUUGCCUAACCCUUUGCACACUACCCUUUAAAAUGUUCUCAGGUAGAUUUCAGUUAAAGGCACGGAGUAUGAGAUUAGUUGGAGUUCACCUUUUGCCCCCCACUCUUUUAGACUUUCCUGAACCCACCGGACCACUCAAGGCUUGUAGUAAUAUAUUUCUUAUAUAUUUGUAUUCCUCCAUUGUUUUUAUUUGAUAAGAAUAUAGAUGGUGACCUAGUUUGGUAUGGAUGUAUAAAGAAUGUUACAUUUGUGUGAAUAAAUACC